This is a messenger RNA of Pneumocystis carinii B80, 1130 nucleotides long. RefSeq lists its product as hypothetical. The coding region runs from base 47 to 1066 and encodes 339 amino acids. Gene Ontology annotation, biological process: proteasome-mediated ubiquitin-dependent protein catabolic process. NCBI's taxonomy places the organism in Eukaryota, Fungi, Ascomycota, Pneumocystomycetes, Pneumocystales, Pneumocystaceae. The record is from RefSeq and is a predicted model, not a curated record. The transcript is spliced from 5 exons. Gene Ontology annotation, molecular function: proteasome binding; endopeptidase inhibitor activity.
AAUUGUUAAUAAAUAUCUUAAGAAAAUAUUAACUUUUAUUAAAGAAAUGACAAUAGAAAGCCAAAUAAACGUACUUUAUAGCCUUAUUGAAGCAUCUCUUGGUAUAUUUUGUGAAGAAAACGGGGUUAAAAGAAAUAUAAAUCUUAAAAAUCCAUAUGAUGCAGUUGCAUGUCUUUUUAAUGCCUUUAUGCUUAAAGCGGGGUAUACGCUGCUUGGAUUUGGAGAAAGCCAUUGUUUAGAUGUACCGAUUACAGAAUCAGAGAUAAGGCCUUUAUCAGGGAUUUUAAAGGAAUCAAAUGAAUCAUUUUAUACGUUUCGCUAUAAAUUUGAAUGUAAAGAGGAGAUAAUUCUUAUUAAGUUGUUAAAAAUGGACAAAAAAAUAGUUAUUCUUGGUACAAUAAUGGGAAAAGGAAAUACCGUUACAUAUGAUAUAUUUAUUGAUGAAUAUAUACAAAAAGACUCUUUUCCAUAUCCAGAUGAAGGAAAAGAUAGGUCAUUAGGGGAGAUAUAUGUUUCGAAUGAAAAAGUAGUAGAGUUAUUAAAAAUAUAUCAAUGUAAUAUUAUUGAAAAAUUGAUUCCAUCGAAUGAAAAAUCAAAAUUUAAAAAAAAUAAUCUUUGUGAAGAGAGUUUUUUUGAAAUACCAAAAAAUAAUUUUCCUUCAUUAUGUAUGGAGAAUCCUAUAUCUUAUAAAUUUAAUGUAGAACAAAACAAGAAUCAAACAUCAGAUUUUUGUAAUAUUUCUAUUGGAAGUGAUGACUUAUACCCAUCGGGAAUAGGAAAACAUCCUAUGCUAAUACCAUCUAUAAUAAAAGAACCUAUAAUAGAUGAAAUUAAAGGAUGUAAUAAUGGAAUGUAUCCUAGUAAAUCGCAUCCUAUUUUUAGAGGAGCUAAAGGAAAAGAAGGCUUUCAAUUACCAACAGGUAUCAGAUAUGAUCCGAUAUCUCCCAACGAUGAAAUUGGAUUGGGGCUAAAAGGGUUGGGAAAUCCUUCACGCAGAUAUAAAAAUAUUGGAGAGCCUGAUAAUGAUGAAUUUUUACCACCAGAUGUAGAUAGAAUGUAUAUAUAAUAAUACAUAGAUAGCUUUUAAUUGCUGAGGGAGUACGUCUUUGUUUUUUUUUUUUUGAUAAUAA